Erigeron canadensis is the source of this 2029-nucleotide messenger RNA. RefSeq names its product pectinesterase 1-like. The record is from RefSeq and is a predicted model, not a curated record. The coding region runs from base 121 to 1857 and encodes 578 amino acids. Gene Ontology annotation, biological process: cell wall modification. Gene Ontology annotation, molecular function: pectinesterase inhibitor activity; pectinesterase activity. The transcript is spliced from 2 exons. NCBI's taxonomy places the organism in Eukaryota, Viridiplantae, Streptophyta, Magnoliopsida, Asterales, Asteraceae.
CACACAUAGAAAAGCAAAAAAAAAAACAUAGACAACCAAACCAAACAUUAUACCACAUAUAUACACACUUUCACAUUCUCUGUUUAUUAACUCCCUUUUCCUGAUAGAUCAAAAAAACAAAUGGAUACAAUCAAAUCCUUUAAAGGUUAUGGCAAAGUUGAUCCAGCAGAAGAACAAGCAUUUCGUCGCAAAACACGCAAACGUCUAACGAUUUUAAUCGUUUCCGUAGUACUAUUAGUGACUGUAAUUAUAGGCGCAGUUGCUGGAACACUCAUACACAAACGCAAUAAUAGCGACAAAGACCAAAAUGUCCCUAAUUCGUCGCAAAUGUCGUCAGCCCAAUCUAUCAAAGCUGUAUGUAGUCAAACUCAAUAUCCUGACUCGUGCUACACAAGUAUAUCCGAACUUAACAAGUCUAAUACAACGGAUCCUGAAGAGUUGUUAAAGCUUUCGUUACAAGCUGUUUUUAAGUCGCUAACGAAUCUAUCGACGUUACCCGAUAGUUUUAUGGAUAUAGCGACUGAUAAAACGGUGAAAAGAGCGUUGGACGUGUGUCGCGAUAUGUUAGAUGAUGCUAUUGAUUAUGUUCGUGACUCCAUGUCUUCAAUGGACGUUAAGUCUGGUGAGAAAAUGCUUAGCGUGACCAAAAUAGAAGAUAUGAAAACUUGGUUAAGUAGUGUGAUCACUAAUCAAGACACGUGUUUGGAUAGUUUGGGUGAAAUGAAUGCAACUUUUUUGGGAGAUUUUGAAUCACAAAUGAAGAAUUUGACCGAGUAUUCUAGUAAUAGUUUGGCUAUUGUUUCCACGAUUUCCGGGAUUUUGGGAAGACUGAAUCUUCCUAUUCAUAGGAAAUUGUUGACGGCUGCUGAGUUUCCUGAUUGGGUUCACCCUAGCGUAAGGCGGUUGCUUCAAGUCAACCGCCCGAAGCCAAAUGUGACUGUGGCUAUUGAUGGAUCUGGAGAUGUGAAAACAAUUAAAGAAGCCAUGGCUAGAGUACCGAAAAAGAGUAAGACCAUGUUUGUGAUUUAUAUCAAGACAGGGAAAUAUUUGGAAAAUGUUGUUUUGGAUAAAUCGUUACACAAUGUUAUGAUCUAUGGUGAUGGCAAGGAUAAGUCGAUUGUUUCCGCUAGCCUAAACUUUGUCGAUGGUACCCCUACGUUCUCGACCGCCACUUUCGCUGUUGCGGGAAAAGGCUUUGUAGCAAUGGACAUGCGGUUUGAGAACACGGCCGGUGCAGCCAAGCACCAAGCGGUAGCAUUUAGGUCUGGUUCGGAUUUUUCAGUUUUUUACAGAUGCUCAUUUGACGCUUUCCAAGAUACCCUUUACCCACAUUCCAACCGUCAGUUUUAUCGUGAUUGUGAUGUCACCGGAACCAUUGAUUUUAUUUUUGGAAACGCGGCUGUGGUAUUUCAAAACUGCAAGAUUAUGCCACGUCAGCCUUUAUCGAACCAGUUUGUGACCAUAACGGCUCAAGGGAAAAAAGACAUAAACCAAAACACGGGUAUAUCCAUACAGAAAUGUGACAUUGCCGCAUUUGAUAGGUUAACGGCCCCUACAUACCUUGGUAGGCCAUGGAAAGAAUUUUCCACAACAGUUAUCAUGCAAUCCACUAUUGGAGGAUUUUUGAACCCAUUAGGCUGGAUUUCAUGGGUCCAAGGAGUUGACCCACCUAAAUCCAUAUUCUAUGGUGAGUACCGUAAUAUUGGCGUUGGUGCUGCUGUCGAUAAACGGGUCAGAUGGACUGGGUAUAGGCCCAGUCUAACUAAUGCGGAUGCUAGCAAGUUUACUGUAGGGUCAUUCAUUGAAGGCCCAAUGUGGCUACCACAAAAAAAUGUUGCAUUUGACUCAACUUUAUGAUCAUCGUAUACUCAUAUUUGUUUAAUGGAUGUUUCCAAAUCUUUUUUUUUUUUUUCCUACCAUAGUUUGUUAUACAUCAUCUUCUAACACGGUCUCCAUUAUUGUAAUAUUGUUAUACUUGUCAGAAAUUUGUACCUGCUUAACCAAAAUAUAUGAUGUUUAUUAUGUUCAA